Colletotrichum godetiae is the source of this 498-nucleotide messenger RNA. RefSeq lists its product as uncharacterized. The record is from RefSeq and is a predicted model, not a curated record. The transcript has 2 exons. Lineage: Eukaryota; Fungi; Ascomycota; Sordariomycetes; Glomerellales; Glomerellaceae. Bases 113 to 331 code for a protein of 72 amino acids.
ACAUUGACGAUGUCGUCAACUUGCGUCGGCAAGACCCCAUCGACGCAGGCCGUUCCUGACUGCUGGGGACUUCCAGCCGGCAACAGCGAACAAGACAUUGUGUCAAAGUAAGAUGGGCAAUCGCUCAAUGCUCGGAGUAUACGCUCAACUUCCAAUCUUCACCCUCACAAGAACGCAAUGCACCUUUGCCGUAUCCGUACGCAUUAGGUCCAGCAUUCAGGCAUGCCAGGGCGUUUGCUUAGCAUGGUCUGCUCACUGGAGCCGCCCUGCUUAUCUUUCCGUUGUGACGGCUCGGCUGGUCGGGGCUUUUCGAUCGGAUACCACACCAUAGCAUUGAAGGAAAGACACAACCCACUCAGGGAGUAUGGUGAUAUCAUUUGGUCUCCAGCGCCGGGCUGUGGCAUCAUUGUUUUGAGAAUUAGAGACAAGGUGAAUGCUUCUCACCACAAACCACAGUCAUCUCGAUGCUCUAUCUCGAUGCUCUAUCUCGAUGCUCUA